AUGUGCACCAUCAGACAGAUAUCCAUGAAUCCAAACACAUACGCACUCCAUGAGAAUGAUACUGAGUCCGACCAUGUCACACAAGUGAUCAAAAAUAAAGACAGCAACUGCAGGAACCCAUUCAACAUUCUACCUUCAAAUCUCGCGAACCCUUGCACUCAACUCUUCAACUCUAACCUUAACCUUAAAACCUUAACCUUCAAACCUUAA
Messenger RNA from Gregarina niphandrodes, 210 nucleotides. RefSeq lists its product as hypothetical. The transcript has a single exon. The coding region runs from base 1 to 210 and encodes 69 amino acids. The record is from RefSeq and is a predicted model, not a curated record. Lineage: Eukaryota; Apicomplexa; Conoidasida; Eugregarinorida; Gregarinidae.